This is a messenger RNA of Megalopta genalis, 515 nucleotides long. The record is from RefSeq and is a predicted model, not a curated record. NCBI's taxonomy places the organism in Eukaryota, Metazoa, Arthropoda, Insecta, Hymenoptera, Halictidae.
UCGAAGAAACGAAUGAUGAUCGGCGUUUUUGCAGGAGCACCGUACACGGAUUCCAGCCAGGUUAAGAUAUCCGGCUGCGACAAGCCGCCGUGCAAGCUGAAACGAGGGACCAGGGCAUGGGUGGAGCAGAAGUUUGUGGCCGGCCACGACACCAGCACCGUAACCAACUCCGUCUUCGCCAUGGUGCUCUCCGUGCCGUUGCCGUUCGUCGGCGUCGACGGAACCAGCGCGUGCGAAAGCAUCUUCAACGCUGACGGCACCCCCGCCUCGUGCUCGCUCAAGCAGGGCACCGAGUACAUUUACAAGCGCGAGUUCGCCAUCCUACCAGUCUACCCUACGGUGAGAACUUCCCCCUGUAGCCGCGCGUUCUCCCUAUUUCGUUGCCGUAACGUCUCCGUGUCCGAUGUCUUCGACACUUCGACUGCCACGCCAACCAUCUCGAAAAGUUGCAUUAAAUGAAACCAUUGUAUUUAAUCGAAUUAAAAUUGAAAAGUUAGGUCGUAUCACCUCGAUAA